AAUUCAGCACAACACCUGCCAUUUAAACGCCGCGCUGCUCGAUCGAACUACAACCGUGAGGCGAUGGCUAGCCACUUGUAAAAACUACAUAUUUUCAAGGCGUCAGGGAACGUUGUGUGCAGUGGUGUUUUGGCGUUUGGAGCCUUUGUGUAAUCACGUAUUUUCUCCUGGAGUUCGUCCGUUAACUUGUGAUGAUGGAGGGCUACUCUCACAGAUGUCCUGAUCUGAAAACCCGCUGGGAUAAGACAAGUAACAAAUGUGUGUUGUGUACUGCGAAACCAGGAAAAGAAAUUACCCCGAACUGUGGCUUUGAUGAUAACGGCGGUCGUCAUGUGCCCGACACCACACCGUGCCAGCCCAACACUUUUAAUAAUGGUAACUUUCAGUUUUGCCAGCCGUGCAGCCGGUGUCCAGCUGGAUUUGACACAGUGAUGUCCUGCAAUGCCAUGACAGACACCCAGUGUCGCGACUCAAGGACCACAGAACGUCCCCUGACAACUCAGACAAGCCUAAGAUCCAUUUUAACUGAAGGAACAACAGGGACUACCCUGUUCCAUUCAAAUCAAGCUGCUUCCAACAAAUUGCCAAGAGCGACAGUACCAUUAGUCGCUUUCUUUUCUGCCACCGUUGUUGUGUUAAUUGCUGUUUUAAUCCACAUGAAGAGGAAAAAAGUUCUGGCUCUAAUGCAGCGUCACACCAGAAGACUGUCACACGUCAACGAGGGUUUUGUUGCGUUAUCUUUUCCACCCGAUCAUGAGGAUGCGGAGGUUAUUCUGAGUCCCAGAAUUCAGUUGGCACCUUUACAGAUGUUGCUCAACAACCUGGAUGUUUUGGAAGAGCUGGUUAUCCUUUUGGACCCAGAAAGCCCUGGCUUGAAGAGCACCAGACACCUGGCUUCGUACUGCUCCUUCCCAUCCACUUGGAUCACUUACACCUACUCCAUGAAGGAGAGCAGGAGCCCCCUGAGGGCCGUGUUGGAAGGAGUCACCUGCAAGAAUCCCGAGUGGACAGUGGGGGACCUGGCCAGAGCACUCAGACACCUGGGACGCAAUGAUGCCGUAACCAUUCUCAGCAAACUCGAACAGAGUGAAAUGAAUGCAGCUGAUUAAAAUGUUUGAAGUGCUCAGGCUGUCAGUAUUUGCAAAAAAUCAGUUCAUGCACAAUGGCUUGUACUUCUUGGAAACGGGUGCCGGUACUGCUUCUUCGUAAACGUUACAAAUUUACCCUCACAUCUACUCCCACAGUUAAACUGUUUUAUUCAAACAUGUAACAUUUUAUUAGGCAAUUGACAUUAUAAAUAAAAAAAGUGCAUAGAAAAAUUAAA
This is a messenger RNA of Thalassophryne amazonica, 1324 nucleotides long. RefSeq names its product IGF-like family receptor 1 (gene igflr1). The coding region runs from base 192 to 1109 and encodes 305 amino acids. Gene Ontology annotation, molecular function: protein binding. The record is from RefSeq and is a predicted model, not a curated record. NCBI's taxonomy places the organism in Eukaryota, Metazoa, Chordata, Actinopteri, Batrachoidiformes, Batrachoididae. The transcript is spliced from 7 exons.